AUGACAUCGGAGGAAGUAAAGUUAAAGAAAAAUAUACAAUCUGCUAAAUCAUCAAAGUUACAAGAAGUUUCUUUAGAUUUUAAGAGGAAACAAAGAUCAUAUUUAAAUAAAUUACAAAAGAAUACUUCAAGUAGUAUUGGUUGGACAGAGGAUUCAGAUAGUGAUACAGAGCCAGCAGGCGUUGGAUUCACAAUAGUACAGACACAUGUUGUCACCGAGAUGGAAGAAGAAGUAGCGAAGAGAGAUCGUGAGAUCAAACAAAUUGUUAAAUCCAUUGAGGAUUUGUCAUCUAUUGUACAUGACAUUUCAACGCUGGUCAUUAAACAGGGAACUCUUAUGGAUCAGAUUGAAUAUAAUUUGGAUCAAACCGAGGAUGCACUCACCGGUGCUGUUGUAGAACUCAAAGAAACCAACGAACUUCAGAAAGGUUAUAGAAAUAGAUUGUGCAUCCUGCUGGUUUUAGUUGUAUUAGUAAUAACAAUGGUAUUUGUUGCAAUCAUCAAAGCCUUUAUUUAA
This is a messenger RNA of Heterostelium album PN500, 516 nucleotides long. RefSeq names its product t-SNARE family protein (gene syn16A). Lineage: Eukaryota; Evosea; Eumycetozoa; Acytosteliales; Acytosteliaceae. Gene Ontology annotation, biological process: vesicle fusion; intracellular protein transport; vesicle-mediated transport. Bases 1 to 516 code for a protein of 171 amino acids. The record is from RefSeq and is a predicted model, not a curated record. Gene Ontology annotation, cellular component: endomembrane system; SNARE complex; membrane. The transcript is spliced from 2 exons. Gene Ontology annotation, molecular function: SNARE binding; SNAP receptor activity.